AGCCGCAGCGCAGCGCCCCGCUCCCGCUCCCGCUCCCGCUCCCGCUCACCUCCGCCCAGCCCCGGCGCCGCCCCGGCCGCAGGAGGAGGGAGCAGAGAAGAGGAGGAGGCAGGGCGCCGGCUUAAAUACCGCGGCCCCGCGGCUGCCCCCGCAGGUGCAGAGGACACGCGCGGAGAAGCGAUGCCCGCCCUCGUGCUGCAGGAGAAGCUCUCCAAGGAUUUCCCUUCAGCCACCAGUACCAUUACUGCAAGGGUGACAAGGAAUGGGGAAGCAGUCAUGGAGAAGAACUUGUCCAACCUUGAGGAAAUGUCAGUUGCCCGCGGCAUGAUAGAUGAUAUCUUUGAUGAGAGCUACCGUGAAAAGGAGGGCCCCAAGCCUGCCAAAAGAUAUGUCUGGAGAAAUAUCAUCCUCAUGUCUAUGCUGCAUAUAGGAGGUUUAUAUGGGAUCUCCCUGAUACCUUCAGCAAAACUGAUGACUCUGGGAUGGGGUAUCAUUUGUUUUGUGGUGAGUGCCUUGGGGGUAACCGCUGGAGCGCACCGCCUCUGGAGUCAUCGGUCCUACAAAGCAACUUGGCCCCUCAGAGUCUUCCUGGCUAUUUCCAACUCCAUGGCCUUCCAGAAUGACAUCUACGAGUGGGCCCGAGAUCACCGUGUUCACCACAAGUUUUCUGAGACAGACGCAGACCCUCACAAUGCCAGCCGUGGCUUCUUCUUCUCCCACAUUGGCUGGCUGCUAGUGCGCAAACAUCCUGAUGUCAUUGAAAAGGGCAAGAAACUAGACCUGUCUGACCUGAGGGCUGACAAAGUGGUUAUGUUCCAGAGGAGGUACUACAAGCCUUCAGUGGUGAUCAUGUGCUUCUUGGUGCCCACCAUAGUACCCUGGUAUUUCUGGGGGGAAUCCUUGGUCAUCAGCUACUUCAUUCCUGCUAUCCUGCGCUACGCUGUAGUGCUCAAUGCCGCCUGGUUAGUCAACAGUGCGGCCCAUAUGUUUGGCAACCGGCCCUAUGAUCAAAACAUCAACCCGCGGGAGAAUCACUUUGUCGUCUUGGGAGCCUUAGGAGAAGGGUUCCACAAUUACCACCACACCUUCCCCUUUGACUAUUCCGCGAGUGAAUUUGGCUGGCACUACAACUUUACAACAGCCUUUAUCGAUCUUAUGUGCUUCCUGGGUCUGGCCAGCGACUGCAAGAUGGUGUCCAAGGAAGUCAUCCUGGCUCGGAAGAUUCGGACUGGAGAUGGGAGCCACAAGACUGGCUGACUGCCCAUUUCUCUCCUGCCACUUUUCUUCCCUCCUUUAUUUCCCCCCUAAAUGAGCUGGACAAAGGUUUAAUGUUCUGUUUUACUAACUACUGAAUAAUGCUACCAGGUUGCUUAUGAUGAUGAUAAUGAUUUUAACCCACUCCCACACUGUGUUUUCAAUUAUGUAUUUUAAGACCUAUAACUUUGCUUUUUAUAAUGCUAAACCACCUCUCUCCCUCUUCUUUCUUCUUUUGUCUGUCUCUAAUAAGAUCUCUCUUUUCCUUUCCCCCUCUGACUCUUCCAUCCUUUAAUUUUUUGUGUAUCCCUGGCAGUGAGCUGAUAGAAAGUAGCCUAGGGAAUAUCAUGUAAGCUGGCUGUGUAGCAUGAGUUGCAAGAGAUCUGUACCAACCAGCUAAAGACUUGAGCCAAAGUCAGUGACUCUCUUUUCCCAAAAACUCUCCCUCUCCAGCCUCUGUUUCUCUGACCUUCUCAUGGCUGUUGACUCUUGGUCUAAUAAAGCUGCUUUCUAUGGGGCAUGGCAGCCCCCUCACCUUUCCUUGCUGGCACAAUGUUAUCUCCCAAACAUUGGCCCUACUUUCAUUUGAGGAAGCUGAGGGAAGUUGUGGCUGGGCCUGGAGAGGAGACCCCUUAAAGCUCUCAUCUGGAGGGAUGCAGGCAAGUGUACUAUUUGGCUAUAGAACAUUGCCCAGGCCAGACUGGGGAGAGUCAUCUGCCUUGCUGUAGUAUCACAGUCUCUCCCCUUUCACUGGCCUGAAGCAUCUCUAUGCUCCACUUGCCUUGAACACACA
This is a messenger RNA of Gavialis gangeticus (Gharial), 2047 nucleotides long. RefSeq names its product stearoyl-CoA desaturase (gene SCD). The coding region runs from base 181 to 1257 and encodes 358 amino acids. Gene Ontology annotation, cellular component: endoplasmic reticulum membrane. The record is from RefSeq and is a predicted model, not a curated record. Gene Ontology annotation, biological process: unsaturated fatty acid biosynthetic process; response to fatty acid. Gene Ontology annotation, molecular function: palmitoyl-CoA 9-desaturase activity; stearoyl-CoA 9-desaturase activity; iron ion binding. Lineage: Eukaryota; Metazoa; Chordata; Crocodylia; Gavialidae. The transcript is spliced from 6 exons.